Molecule: messenger RNA, 693 nt
Organism: Purpureocillium takamizusanense
Lineage: Eukaryota; Fungi; Ascomycota; Sordariomycetes; Hypocreales; Ophiocordycipitaceae
Exons: 2
Coding region: 1-693 (230 amino acids)
Source: RefSeq, a predicted model, not a curated record
AUGCGAUCCCAGCACUGGCUCAAAGCCCUUUAUCUCGCAACCCUUGGCGCGACCAAGAUAGCAGCGAUGACUCACGGAGAGUAUGACGACUACCUCGGCAAGGUGAUUCGAUAUCAUCAACUCGCAGAGGGUGUUUAUACGGGCGUUCCCGCCGAUGAAUGGGACGACCAAGUUCACCGACGCUCUGAUGAGGUCUGGGACCUUGGCGAAUUGGUCAGGAGGGGGGGCGGCUCCGACGACGACGAUGCCACCGUCGUGGAUCUCGAGACGCGCGACCUGGGAGGGAUCGGGGAGAAGUGCACCGAGGUGGUCACCUGCGCCGCGGUGCAUGGCAACAAAACCAUCAAGGCCGCGUACGAGGCGUGGUUGGCGGCCGUCGAAAAGGCCAAGCCCGCGUGCACCAGCUUACUCGAGUUCCUGGACCGGCCGUUCUGGGCCACGUGGUUUGGCGUCGCCAUCGCCGGCAUCAUCUCGGCCCACGUCAACUCGGCGUCGCUCAACUCGUGCUCGGCCCUCAAGAGCCCCCUGGGUACGGACGCCGAGGUGGUGAGGAACGUGGUUGCGCACGCGGUGGCGGCCCACACCGACGCCACGGACAUGUCGAUUACGGUUCAUGGACCCUCGGGCGAGUGGACGAUUAGCAUCGCCUCGACCGGGGCCGAGAUGAAGCCUGUGCCGGCUUGCCGGCGGUAG